Messenger RNA from Paraphaeosphaeria sporulosa, 936 nucleotides. RefSeq lists its product as uncharacterized. The record is from RefSeq and is a predicted model, not a curated record. The transcript has 4 exons. Lineage: Eukaryota; Fungi; Ascomycota; Dothideomycetes; Pleosporales; Didymosphaeriaceae. Gene Ontology annotation, molecular function: translation initiation factor activity; RNA binding; ribosome binding. Gene Ontology annotation, cellular component: eukaryotic 48S preinitiation complex; multi-eIF complex; eukaryotic translation initiation factor 2B complex. Bases 1 to 936 code for a protein of 311 amino acids.
AUGUCUCUCACAAACUCCCGGUUUUACGAGGAGAAGUACCCUGAGGUGGAGAGCUUCGUCAUGGUGAACGUGAAGCAAAUCGCCGAGAUGGGUGCCUACGUCAAGCUGCUCGAAUACGACAACAUCGACGGCAUGAUCCUGCUCUCCGAACUCUCGCGGCGUCGUAUUCGUUCGAUCCAGAAGCUCAUUCGCGUUGGCCGUAACGAGGUCGUCGUUGUGCUGCGUGUGGACAAGGACAAGGGUUACAUCGAUUUGUCGAAGCGCCGUGUGUCUCCCGAGGAUAUCAUCAAGUGCGAGGAGCGGUACAACAAGUCCAAGAUGGUGCAUUCCAUCAUGCGCCACGUCGCCGAGAAGACCGAAACCCCCAUCCAGGAGCUGUAUGAGAACAUCGGCUGGCCGCUGAACAAGAAGUACGGACACUCGAUCGACGCCUUCAAGCUGUCCAUCACCAACCCCGAUGUCUGGAAGGACGUCACCUUCCCCAACGACGUAGUCAAGGACGAGCUGCAGACAUACAUCAGCAAGAGGCUCACACCGCAGCCCACCAAGGUGCGGUCGGAUAUUGAGGUGACCUGCUUCGGCUACGAGGGCAUCGACGCCGUCAAGGAGGCUCUGCGAACCGCCGAGGCGAAGAACACACAAGACACACAGGUGAAGGUGAAGCUGGUUUCACCGCCGCUAUACGUCCUCACAUCCCAGUGUCUCGACAAGAGCAUCGGUAUUCAGGUCCUCGAGCAAGCGAUCGAAGAUAUCAAGGCGAGCAUAACAAAAGCAGGCGGCGACUGUUCGGUCAAGAUGGCGCCCAAGGCCGUCACGGAGAACGACGAUGCGGAGCUCGCAGCGCUCAUGGAGAAGCGGGAGCGCGAGAACCAGGAGGUCAGCGGCGACGAGGACGAGAGCACGAGCGACGAGGGUGGCGUGGCCGAAGCCGACUAA